This is a messenger RNA of Phycodurus eques (leafy seadragon), 3253 nucleotides long. It is a transcript of the gene cchcr1, whose product is annotated as coiled-coil alpha-helical rod protein 1. Bases 343 to 2850 code for a protein of 835 amino acids. The transcript has 19 exons. Gene Ontology annotation, cellular component: centriole. The record is from RefSeq and is a predicted model, not a curated record. Gene Ontology annotation, biological process: cell differentiation; protein export from nucleus. Lineage: Eukaryota; Metazoa; Chordata; Actinopteri; Syngnathiformes; Syngnathidae.
UUACACCUUUGGUUGGGGUCAGCUGUUUCGGACCCAGCAUGCACCGCGCGGAGUGGCGUUAUUAUUGUAAGGAUUGCUUUAUGUUCCUGAAGGUGAUGCAUUUUUAGAAGCGUUUGUACUAUUAUUUGAGUGUAUACUUAUUGUAAAAACUAGAAAUGACAUGGCUAGCUAGCAUGUCAGCUAACUAACUAGCUAGCUAGCUAGCAUGUCAGCUACUCCUGUUUCUAGCUAGCUAGCUAGCUGACAGGAGUGGUGGAAGAGUUGACGCGGGGGCGCAAACAACAGCAAAAUCAAACAAACUGAUUGAGUUCACUUCCUGGAAGAUGAACGACUUCAGCAAAAAUGGACGCACAUAAAAAGCUCAGCACGCCAACAGAUUUCAUCUCACCAAAGAUUUCCAGGAAACCCCUGGAUGACCUUGUGCCUCCAUCUCAUUUUGCAUCAAGUGUCCAGGCUGCCAGACUGGCCGCAGGCACACAGCCAUGCGUUUCCUGGAUGAACUCGAGUGUCUCCACAGCUCCACCAAAGGAUCUGUGGCUUGGUUUACCUCAGACUCGAAGAGAGAUCUCAACGCAGAGAGAGGAAAAUCAUUGCACCAAGAUGCUGCGGGGAAGCAAGACAAGCGGAAAGACUCCAGAAGAGAAGGCAUCGGACUUGAGGACGAGAUCCUCAGAGAGAGGCUACCAGUUGUCCAGAUGGGAAGAAGGGUGCUGUCUGGAGGCAGAAAAGCACAAAGCGGAAGCUGAGCGAUUGAAGGAGCAGAUGGAGGCCCUGAAGGAUGACGCGCAGAGAUAUAGGGAAGAGAAUAGAGUCAAAAACGACACCAUAAGCAGGCAGUGUCACGAUUUGGAGACGAUGCAUCAAGAAAUGAGCGAGGUGAGGGUUGAGCACAGCCAGCUCAAGGAGGAGCUCAUGCACUGCCAUGCACAGGAGGGGAAAAUAAGCUCAAAGCUAGAAAGAUUUAGGAAAGAGUCUGAUGAGGAAAUUGCAAAGAUGAUGAGAGUAGGUGAAGCUCGGCAGCUUGCCCUGAAGGCCGAAACGAACGAGCAGCAAGCCGAGGAGGCCGAAACGCUCUCUUUGAAAAUGUCGGAACAAACGCGGAAGAAGCAAGAGGAAGAGCUGCGACAGUUGAGUGCCGUUCACUGUGCGGAAUUAAACGCCGUCAGGAAAUCAAAUAAUGAAUUGCAAAGUAAACUUCAGUCAGUGACCCGGGAGAGAGACGAGUUGAAAGAGCAUCUAAGCCAAAUGGAACAAGCGUACGAGACACAAUCAGCAACUCUGCACAGUCUCCGAAAUUAUAUCGGCCAGGCUGUUGCCGACAAAGGAGAAAAGGAACAAUGCAAUGAAGCGUUUGAGAGGCUCAACAAAGACAAAGUGGCAUUGCAGAAAACUGCGGAGCUUUUGACUGUCAGACUUAACUCCAUGAGUGAGAUCGUCUCACUCCAAGAAGAGAAAAUGCUGAAGAAGGCCUCGACAGACCCACUUGUGACAGCGAGAUGUGAUGGUGUUCUUGUGCUUCACAUCUGGAGGGAGAAGGUGUUCAAACUAUGCGUCCAGCUUCGUUUGAAGGACAUAGAGCUGCGGGAUGAGAAGGCAAAACAUCUUUCAGAGGUCGUACUCACGGAGCAACAGCUGCAAGAGGAGCGGCAUCGCGCAACCGUGCUGCAGCGCAGUCUCGACGCCGGGAUAGCUGAGCUGGACCAGGAGAAAGUGGAAAAGGAGACCUUGGAACAGGACUUGGCUCAGGCUUGCGAGGACUACCAACAACUGAAGGCAAAGAGUCACAGCUUAGAGGCUGAGCUCAAAAGCACAACUGAGGCCCUGCAUGGGUUUAGUGUGACAUUUCAUCGUAAAAUAGCAGAAGUGGAUGCAGCGCGAGCUAAACUCAAUACUUUUGGCCAAAGGUUGAAUUUCGCCAGAGGCCGAGUGGAGACGGUCCAAGCUUUGUUCCUGAGGAGCGUCGCUCUGCGCAAAGUCCAGACGACCAGUAAGCCAGCAGAGCAGACAGCGGCGAGUAUCAGAAAUUUGCAGAUGGAACUUAGCUUGGUGUGUCGAGAGAGAAGCAAGCUCACGCAGGAGCUCAAAAGAACCCCGGAGCUGAUUGAGAAGGCGCUGGCUGAUAUGAAAGAAGAAUAUGAAAUCAAGCUGCGGCGGCAGCAGGAAGAGCUGGAGCAGAGUCGGGAUGAGAUGCAGAAGGCCGCGUCGGGCACAGAGGAGGUCCAGCGGAGCCUGCGGGGGGUUCUGGCCCAGCUGGAGGUGAGCAAGGGCACGCAGGAGGAGCUCCAAUCUGAACUGCGCACCCAGAAGGAGCGCAGCCAGCAAGCCCUACAGCAGCGAGUGUCUGAGAUCGAGAGCCGCUGCGCUGAAGAGCUUCGUGAGAUGGAGUUACGAGUCAGCACGGCUAAGAGAGAGCACACCAAAGCAGUUAUGACUUUACGGCAGUUUGAAAGAGCGGUAACUCGGAAACACUGGAGAGAAACUGAAGCUUUGCAAAGUGAACACACAAAGAGGGAGGUCCAACGUAAACAAACAGAAGAGGCUGAGACAAAUAGACACCGACUGCUGUUUGUCACACAGGCUCCUGUUGCUGAGCGAGAGCUGAGGAGUGACUUCCCCCGAUCUUGCGCAGCACCUCAACAAAACGAAUCUGUUCCCAGAGAGCAAGGAGGAAAAGCUGCAGAGAGAAGCUGCUUGACGGGAGCGAAACCGGCAGCAGAAGAGAGACUCCUUUCUGUUAUGGAGGAGCUCCAAACGCUCAGUGCCGCAGUGGUCAACAGCUCUGAAGACUCUGCGGAGGAGGAGGAGGGGCACAGCGGCUUUACGAGCGGCGUGCUGAAGCCGUGUUCGUGAAUUCGUACGGCCAACGCUCGCUCGCCGUACCAUGAGGUACACCUCUCGAACUACACUUACAAUAAAUGAACAGCUCUCAGAGUGAGCGUCGUUUGCAAUCUCAACAUUUAUUUUUAUACUACUUGUUGUAUCUGGAUAUGUAUGUACCUUAUGGAGUGUCUAAUUAGCAUACAAUAUGACUGAUGUGCAGCUAAUCAAUAUAUUUUGUUCACAUUAACAUUUAAUUUAACCAUUUGAUGUCUUCUCUAUCUGAUGAAACAAAGUUCAUCCAGAAAAACACACACACAAUACACACAUCGUUGUUAAUUGGAGAGAAGAGAAACCUGACAGAUUAAACAAGUAAGACAGCAUUUGGUUUAUUGUGAUGGAAGACUUGACCCAAUAAAGUGAUUUGUUAAUUAUG